AUGUCAGAUGGCUCGACGUCGCGCGCGUCGUCCUCCUUUCAUUUCUUCGCCGGGCUAAGCUCAGGCAUCCUCUCCGCCGUCCUCCUCCAGCCUGCCGAUCUCCUCAAGACCCGCGUGCAGCAAUCGCACCAGAACACGCUCCUCGCAACGAUCAAGUCGAUAGCCAGCGGACCACAGCCCAUACGCCAGUUCUGGAGGGGUACACUACCCAGCACAUUACGCACAGGAUUCGGGUCCGCGAUAUACUUCUCCAGCCUCAAUGCGCUGCGACGGAGGGCAGCACGCGCGGCGUUACUCAAAGCUGGUGACCGCGCAAGAGCGAGGGAUGGGCAUUCGAGUUCGCUGCCAAAGCUCAGCAAUACGGCGAAUCUGGCUACGGGCGCGGUGGCGCGAACAUGGGCGGGUUUCCUAAUGAUGCCGAUCACGGUGCUGAAGGUGCGGUACGAGAGUAACUUGUACUCUUACUCGUCGCUGUUCUCAGCAUCAAGAGAUAUUUUCCGCAGGGAAGGGCUGAAGGGCUUCUUCGCUGGUUUUGGCGCGACGGCCGUGCGCGACGCGCCGUAUGCGGGCCUCUACGUGCUUUUCUACGAGCAGUCGAAGAAACGACUCUCGCGCCUCGCCAACAAAAUCGAAGAAAAGUCCGGCGCGAGCUCGACCAGACUGUCCUCCAGUACCUCAGCGGGUAUAAACUUCUUCUCGGGAAUUGCUGCAGCGGGCUUGGGCACCUCGGUCACGAACCCGUUCGACGCGAUCAAGACGCGGAUACAGCUGAUGCCGGAUCGCUAUCACAACAUGAUACAUGCGGCCAAGAAGAUGCUGGCAGAGGACGGAGUCAGGAGUCUGUUUGACGGGCUGGGGAUCAGGAUUGCAAGGAAGGCGAUGAGCUCUGCGCUUGCGUGGACGGUGUAUGAGGAGCUAAUACGGAGGGCCGAGGGACGGUGGAGAGCGGUGGAGGAGACAGUGUAA
Molecule: messenger RNA, 966 nt
Organism: Trematosphaeria pertusa
Lineage: Eukaryota; Fungi; Ascomycota; Dothideomycetes; Pleosporales; Trematosphaeriaceae
Product: mitochondrial carrier
Exons: 2
Coding region: 1-966 (321 amino acids)
Biological process (GO): glycine import into mitochondrion
Cellular component (GO): mitochondrial inner membrane; mitochondrion
Molecular function (GO): glycine transmembrane transporter activity
Source: RefSeq, a predicted model, not a curated record